GAGAUCUUUCUCGCCUUAGAGAAGAAGAAAAGCGCGGGCCUUAAAUAAAAACCACUCUUUCUUUCUCUAUUCUUCCGAACAAAUCAAACAAACUCACUCACUCUCACUCACCCUAGGGUUACCUAUUUCUUCCUUCUCCGAUGGCACCUGAUCCUAAUCGCUCCGGCACCGGCGCCAGUUCCAGUCGCACUACCAAAAUCGACUCCAACACGAAGAACAAAGUCCAAAUCGAAGACAUGUCAGACGAGGAUUUGGCUUUGAAGCAGCAACUAGAGUUGUAUGUUGAAAGAGUUCAGGAUUCCGACCCCGAGUUGCAGAAGGUUGCUCUUGAGAGCAUGAGGUUAGAAAUUAGAACCUCAACAAGCUCCAUGACUUCAGUACCCAAACCAUUAAAGUUUCUUCGCCCCCAUUAUGGUACUCUUAAGGCUUUUUAUGAAACUAUGGCUGAAUCAGAUUUGAAGAAGUACUUGGCAGAUAUCUUGUCAGUUUUGGCCCUUACCAUGUCUGUUGAAGGAGAAAGAGAAAGCCUUAAAUACAGAUUAUUUGGCUCAGAGGGUGAUAUUGGUUCAUGGGGCCAUGAGUAUGUCAGAAAUUUGGCUGGGGAGAUUGCACAAGAGUACGUGCAAAGACAGAGCGAAGAAGCCCCAAUAGAUGAUUUAAUCGAACUCGUUCGACAAAUAGUUGCUUUUCACAUGAAGCACCAUUCGCAGCCUGAAGCUGUUGACCUUUUAAUGGAGGUUGAAGACCUUGACAUGCUGAUUGAACACGUGGACAAAACAAAUUUUAAGAGGACUUGCCUGUAUCUCACCAGUUCAGCUAGAUACCUUCCUGAACCAGAUGAUAUGAAUGUUCUGGACCUUGCAUGUUCAAUUUAUUUGAAAUUUGAAGAAUAUCCAAAGGCUCUCCAAAUUGCAUUGUUCAUGGAUAAGAUGCAGUAUGUGAGGAAGGUGUUCACUUCUUGUAAUGAUUUGCAUCAAAAGAAGCAAUUCUGUUACAUUCUUGCACGUCAUGGAAUUGCUUUUGAGCUCGACGAGGAAAUGGCUGCAAAUGAAGACGAUAGAGAAAUGUUACAGGAUAUCAUAAACAAUUCUAAGUUAAGUGAAGGAUAUCUAGCUCUUGCUCGUGAUAUUGAAGUGAUGGAGGCCAAGUCCCCUGAGGACAUAUACAAGACACACUUGCUUGAUGGCCAUGCAAGUACUGGUGCAAAUGUUGAUUCAGCUAGGCAAAAUCUUGCUGCUACUUUUGUUAAUGCAUUUGUAAAUGCUGGCUUUGGUCAGGACAAGUUAAUGACUCUUCCACCAGAUGCUCCAAGUAGCGGUUCUUCUGGAAAUUGGCUUUUCAAAAACAAGGAACAUGGGAAGACUAGUGCUGCAGCAAGCCUGGGUAUGAUUUUACUCUGGGAUGUAGACUCUGGACUGGCACAACUUGAUAAGUACUUUCACAGUAAUGAUAACCAUGUUAUUGCUGGUGCAUUAUUGGGAGUUGGUAUUGUCAAUAGUAGCAUCAAGAAUGAUUGUGACCCGGCUAUGGCACUCCUUGGAGACUACACAGAUAAAGAAGACUCUUCGGUUAGGAUUGGUGCAAUUAUGGGAUUGGGAAUAGCAUAUGCAGGUUCCCAAAAUGAGCAGCUACGAUGCAAAUUGUUACCUAUUCUCAAUGAUGCUAAAGCUUCACUCGAUGUGAUUACUUUCACUGCAAUUUCAUUGGGUUUGAUCUAUGUGGGUUCUUGCAAUGAGGAAGUUGCUCAAGCACUCAUAUUUGCACUGAUGGACCGGAGUGAAUCAGAGUUGGAAGAUCCCCUUGCAAGACUUUUACCUCUUGGCCUUGGUCUUCUGUAUCUUGGAAAACAGGAAAGUGUGGAGGCAACUGCUGAAGUUUCAAAGACAUUUAAUGAAAAAAUUAGAAAGUAUUGUGACAUGACACUACAAACGUGUGCCUAUGCUGGAACUGGGAAUGUUCUCAAGGUGCAAAAUCUUUUGGGUCAAUGUUCACAACAUCUUGACCAAGGAGAAACCCACCAGGGUCCUGCAGUGCUUGGCAUUGCUAUGAUAGCAAUGGCUGAAGAGUUAGGUCUUGAGAUGGCAAUUCGGUCAUUGGAACAUCUUCUCCAGUAUGGAGAGCAGAAUAUUCGCCGAGCAGUUCCUCUGGCACUUGCUUUACUUUGCAUAUCAAAUCCAAAGGUCAAUGUUAUGGACACGUUAAGUAGACUUAGCCAUGAUACUGAUUCAGAAGUAGCAAUGGCAGCAGUUAUCUCCUUGGGUCUAAUAGGCGCUGGAACCAACAAUGCUCGAAUUUCUGGCAUGCUUCGCAAUUUGUCAAGCUAUUACUACAACGAUACCAGCCUUCUAUUUUGUGUUCGGAUUGCCCAAGGUCUUGUACAUAUGGGAAAAGGCUUAGUAACACUUAAUCCUUACCAUUCUGAUCGCUUUUUAUUAUCACCGACAGCACUUGCUGGACUAAUUACUAUGUUGCAUGCAUGCCUCGAUAUGAAAACCAUUUUGUUGGGAAAAUAUCACUAUGUUCUUUACUUCCUCGUUUUAGCAAUGCAGCCGAGAAUGUUAUUGACCGUGGAUGAGAACCUGAAGCCCAUAUCAGUGCCUGUUCGGGUUGGCCAGGCGGUGGAUGUUGUUGGACAGGCUGGUCGUCCCAAGACAAUUACCGGUUUUCAGACCCACUCCACUCCUGUUCUCCUAGCUGCCGGGGAUAGGGCAGAGCUAGCAACAGAGAAAUAUAUUCCCCUAUCACCAAUUCUAGAAGGAUUUGUUAUUUUGAAAGACAAUCCAGACUACACGGAAGAGUGAGGACCAUAAUGAUGGAGCACUAGUUAGCAUUUUCGUUUUCAUAAAAGUAGAAUCGAUAUUAGAAGUCAUAAUUAGUUGUAAAUUUUUAGGCAAAAAGAAAACAUCUGAUAUUCCCUUUAGUCUGAUUUGCAAUUUAAUUCAUAUUGAAAAUCAUGUAAUUUUUAUCACAAAGGUGAUUGUCAUAUUCUGUUUUUGUGUUAACUUUACGGUUCUCAGGGGAAGGUCCCCUUGGUAAUCCAAAGUUCCGUCUAGAAGUAAGGAAAAGUUGACAAUUAUUUACAAAAUUAAUUGUAACUUUGUCACAAUGAUAAUUUAUCAUUAGUUGGUUUAAUCUUAAAUAAUAUAUAUAUAUAUAUAUAUAUAUAU
Molecule: messenger RNA, 3167 nt
Organism: Trifolium pratense (red clover)
Lineage: Eukaryota; Viridiplantae; Streptophyta; Magnoliopsida; Fabales; Fabaceae
Product: 26S proteasome non-ATPase regulatory subunit 2 homolog A-like
Exons: 25
Coding region: 141-2801 (886 amino acids)
Biological process (GO): regulation of protein catabolic process; proteasome-mediated ubiquitin-dependent protein catabolic process
Cellular component (GO): proteasome complex; proteasome regulatory particle, base subcomplex; nucleus
Molecular function (GO): enzyme regulator activity
Source: RefSeq, a predicted model, not a curated record